AUGACAGAAGAACAUUCUGAUCCCGUAGUGGUGGGGCUUGUAAGGCGAUACAGUGAUCAGCUAGCAAAUAAUAUGCCAGAGAAUGCGCUAGAGAAAGCCGUGGCUGUACACGAGACGGCGCUCCAAGAAGCUGAGCGUAUGCCUACAGCCUGGAGGCGUUGGCUUCGUUUCGAUGUUCCUGAAUCUGAUUCUACCGUGGCAAUCCUGAGAGCAGAAGCAAAAGAAACUACUGAACUUUGGGAAAGCUUGAGACUUGAUAUUGGCGACUUGGGGAUUCCUGGAGACCAGAUUCCAACCGUCGAGACUCUAUGGACCGCAGUUCUCCAAGCUCAAACCCAGUGGGACAAGAAAAAAGAGAAAGGCUUUGGGCGAGCUAAAGUGCAUUUAUUCUCAUUCCUCGAGACUAUGGACGAGCAUAAAUAUCUCUUCAGCAUCAUCCCGAAUGGCGACAAGUAUACAAGCCUUAUUACAGGUGUUAUCACAUCGAUCGUGAAGGCAUCGGUCAACCACGAGUCAAUCGCCGAGGGUUUCUCGCGAGCUCUCCAAGAGAUUAGCAGAGACCUGAAUUUCGUUCGGAGAGGUACGCGAAUGUGCAACACAACUGAGAUGAAGGGGCACGUAAUCCUCCUGUACCGGGAAGUCUUCGCUUUCCUCUGCCAUACGAUGAAGUGGUAUAGUUCCUCUUGGAAUAGAUUUAAAAAGGCGUUCGAUAACAAAUUUUACGAUAAAAACGUCGAAUCCAGAGUCAAAAGAAUCCAAGGUCUAGUCCAGCGAGUCCGUGAUGAAAUGAGGUUGGCCAGCGACCAAAUGGUCCAAGACAUACAUUUGGAACAGAAGACCGGGUUUAUCGAGACAUAUAACCGUAUAGAUAUGCGCCUCGACGAAUUCGAAGGAGUCUUGGAUGAAAAGUUAAUGAAAUUUGCCAGGAUGAUCGGAGAACAAAUGUGCACGACGCUGAUGGCGAACGCCCAACAUGAUUUGAAUGAUUCGAGAAUGAGAUCCUUGAUGGGAACGGUGAACGAUGCUGUGCGCGGCAUAGCGAGGAAGUCUAGCAAUGCGGCCGUCACGAUGACGAGAAAAGAUUUAGAGUGGCUUAAACAAUCGCUUGGACCAUUCGUCGAGCACGGACAAGAAAGCAUGCCUUCAGACUCUAUGCUAACUGAUAUACCGCUCAUUCCGAACGACGUUGCCGUUGACAUUCAGAAUUGGGCACAGUCACAAGAUUCGAGCUUGCUGUGGGUGGAAGGACCAGCGUACGAAGCAUUUGGUCAAGCUCUCCCAACUAUCGGGUGUCGAAUCCGGGCGAUAUCCGAGGAUCUUAGUAUUUCGUGCAUCAGCUUCUUCGCCAAAACAAGAUAUGUGUUUGAGUCCCAGGCGAUAUCGAUGAAAGAUGCUGGUAUUGUCUCCAUGAUAUACUCGAUUAUUUCUCAACUUGCCACUAUUGUCCCAGAAAUCUUCGACUCCGUAGAAGAUCUCGUGGGGGAUAAACUACGGCGGCUAGACGGUACAAUGCAGAGCAUUCCGACAGCGCUAGAAACACUGAAAGCUCUUCUAUCCGUCAUUGAACCAGGGCUCGUAUGCGUUAUUUGCGGAUUCGAACUCGUGGAUUGCCGUGAGAAUCUCAGUAUUCUCGAAGAAUUUAUACGAAUAUUACGAGAACAACCCAUUGAACGUAGAGUCAAGGUUCUCUUUUUAAGUCAUGGAAAUUGUCGAGCUUUGUCAAGCAUGACGAAUUCUAUGCAGCGCUCAGAUGCCACUAGAAUGGUUUUAAGUAGGGGGCGUUCCCCUCUGGCUGGCGCUGUGGCUGCGAAGGAUUUUAACGCACGUGUACAUAGAGAGCCAUAG
Molecule: messenger RNA, 1845 nt
Organism: Annulohypoxylon maeteangense
Lineage: Eukaryota; Fungi; Ascomycota; Sordariomycetes; Xylariales; Hypoxylaceae
Exons: 5
Coding region: 1-1845 (614 amino acids)
Source: RefSeq, a predicted model, not a curated record